Talaromyces stipitatus ATCC 10500 is the source of this 1625-nucleotide messenger RNA. RefSeq names its product bZIP transcription factor, putative. The coding region runs from base 368 to 1345 and encodes 325 amino acids. The transcript has 4 exons. Lineage: Eukaryota; Fungi; Ascomycota; Eurotiomycetes; Eurotiales; Trichocomaceae. The record is from RefSeq and is a predicted model, not a curated record. Gene Ontology annotation, molecular function: transcription cis-regulatory region binding; DNA-binding transcription activator activity, RNA polymerase II-specific. Gene Ontology annotation, cellular component: RNA polymerase II transcription regulator complex.
GAGAUCUUCUCUUCUCUCUCCUUCAACUUCCCUCGUCUUACUUAAUCCAGUCUAACCUGGUCUAUACAUUGAUUGACUUUCGACUCAACGACUUUUACUUGUAGGCGACACGAAUUGAAUUGUUUUUCCUUUAUUCUUGUAUGUCUGCUAGUCUGCUAGAAGAGGUCCUGUCUGCCUUGCGUGACUACGGAAAGUGCACUAUACAGCUGCCCGACCAAUCGCCGUUCCCGUUGGUCGUCCUCAUAACAUCCCAGAUUCCUCUUUCGCGCGAUUUGUCUCAAACUUCAGGCUGAUCGCGUUAAUGCUCGUGAAUAUUCUUAUAUCGAUCUCGACCGCGACCUCGACUUGUUUAUAGUGGAUUGAUUGUAUGCAGCCCGCACUAGCGCCGCAUCCCAGUAUGCAACAGAGCUCUUCUGCUCAGGAUCAUGCUGAUCAGGUCCUCCACGAUCAGCUUCUAGCUGCGCAACAACAUCUCCAAUCACAAGGUCAAGAAUCGCGUGCCCCAACCGGACAACAAGGUCAUAACAUCGAUCCUGCCAUAUCCGGUGGCGCCAUGCUUGCCCCUAACACGCAAGCAUCGUCCCUCGUGCUGCCGCAGGUCAUGUCCGGUGUACAGGAAGCUGCUUCGGGGAACGAUGCGUCUCGCAAGACGUAUGGUAAACGCGAACUAUCGACGUCGAAACGCGCCGAACAGAAUCGCGCUGCUCAAAGAGCAUUCCGACAACGAAAAGAAGGAUACAUCCGCCAAUUAGAAUCGCAAGUGAAAGACUACAAAGUCCUCAGCGAAAGCUACAAAGCUCUCCAAGCCGAAAACUACCAAUUACGAGAAUACAUCAUCAGUCUGCAAUCUCGUCUGAUUGAUUCGCAAAACGAGGUGCCCGCUUUACCGGAUAAUAUCGAUUUGACGCAGCCUAGGCCUGAGCCUCCAUUGGCGGAUUCGCAUCAAUCUGAAUCCUCGCCUCCGGCACAGCCACAACCACAAUCACAACAAACGCAGCAACAGCAACAACGACAACAUACAUUAGCCGCAGCACCAACACAAGUGCCCCCUCUAGCACCCCAUCAACAUCCCCACCAACCCUCCACAGCACCAUCAAGCAACACAAACGAAGAUAUCGGCCAACUGAACCGCAUCGCCGUCGCGGGUCUCGGUAUGCGCAAACACGGUCUUAGCAGUAGUCAGACCGACAGCAACAAUAAUAAUAAUAACAACAACAACAACAACAACAGAGACGGGGGAUACCCAUCAUAUCCAUGGAAACGUCCUCGAGGCGAUGAUUAUGCGGAUACGAGGAAUUCGGAAGUGAAAAUAGAGUCUAUUCAUGGGUUGCCUACUAUUUCUUAACCUUUCAUUUUUCGCUGCUGAUGGGUUUUAUUUAUAUUUAAAGGGGAGUAGGCGUUGAUGCAUUUGAAAGUGUUAUGGGGUUAUUCUGUUUUAAUAUGUUUCAAUAGGGCUGUUGAAUGAAAUAAUUCUUUCGUUUAGUCGGAUAUUAUCCAUUGAACGAUCAGCUGAGAUUAGAUCAGAAUGAUAAGGGCUGGCGUUGUGAUCAUUAAGCCCUAAUCGAGGGACAUAGUGGAGUAAUCACAGAAUGAUUUUGAAUGCAAGACAUGGCUAAAGCGUAACU